Messenger RNA from Candidula unifasciata, 5172 nucleotides. Lineage: Eukaryota; Metazoa; Mollusca; Gastropoda; Stylommatophora; Geomitridae. The record is from the annotation of a GenBank genome assembly.
AUGUCCCUUCAGAUUGCAAAACGGCUGGUUGAGAACAAAGUGGAUGUCAGUGUCAAGGACAGAUACAACAAGUCUGCAAUUGAGUAUGUCUCAGUUAAUUCCCCCUUAAAGGAGUUGAUGAAGUCAGGUUUUACCAAACCAAAUUUAGCUGGAUCAAGGAGCUCACAGACUUGGCAUGACCUCAAGGAAAUGGGAAAUGUGGCGUUCAAGCAGGCAGAUUACAAGAAAGCUUUGCAGGUAUACUCUCAGGCGAUAUCACACUUUGAAAGCAAAUUGGAAAACCCUUCUAAUGUCUUGAGCAAAGAAGAUGGACGCAGUCUUGCUGUUUUGUAUGGUAAUCGUGCUGAAUGCUGGUACAAGCAAGGAAAUUUGCUCAUGUUUCUGGACAAUGCCAAAAGGAGUGUUAAUGCAGAUGGAAGUUGGUACAAGGGCCACUGGAGAGUUGGAAAAGCAUUUCGAGACCAAGGAAAAGUGAAGAAAGCAGUUACAGCUUUUUUUAAUACGUUGAAAGCACUUAAAAGUAGUGAUGGAGAAGGGCUGGAAAUUCUCAUAUUGUCAGAUCUUGUGGAAAUGAUUUAUGAGCUGAAAGAUGGUCGAGAGGUGUACAUGCAGGAUCUGAAGCAUAUUUCUUUUGAACAGUGGCGACAACUCUCGUAUGACUUCAUUGUUCGUUUGAAAUGGGAAUUGGCAGAAUUCAUCUACAGAAAUUUUGAUCCUAAGGCUGCAGUCGUUAAAAACCGCAAUUUUGAUCUGGGACCAUUUUGUAAAAUGGAUCUUUUGGACAGUCAACGGUGGAUCUGUGGGUUUCUACUGUGGUUUUUGACAACUGGAGCUGAUCACAGGACACUGAAGUUUCAUGCGGGAGAUACCUACUUUCAUGCAACCAUUUCAAUUAUUGUACAGUCAGGAAGCAGUCCAACAACUGGGAACAAGUCGAUGGACUCCGAAGCCACCAGACUGCUGGAUUUUAUUGUACUAAACAAAGUUAUCCCCGGUGGUGAGAUCAAUAUUCGAGAUCAUAAACAGAACACUGUGUUGCACCUGUUAGCAAUGUUAAAAGGACCAGAUAAAAUGCGACAGUUUCUAGCACAUUACCUUCUAGAAAAAGGUGUUGAUGUCAUGGCACAAAACAAUGAAAAUAAACAAGUUCUUGAACUGGUCAACAGUUCAGAUGUGAUUAGGAAACCAAUACAGGACAAUUUGAGUAAACACAAAUUCAUUGACAAGCUGAAAGAUCAGAAAAAGCCAGUCAGCAAUUCCUCACAAAAAAGCCAGUAUCAAAACAAAUCUAGAGAUAAUAUUUCACUACAAAAGACCUCCCAAGAGUGUAAUAUUUGUGAAAAAAGAUUAGAUAAAGCCUUAUUAUGGCAUGCAAAGGAAAACUAUUUUGAGGAGUUUUCAGAGUUGGUGGAUGUGAUUAACUGCAGCAACAGUGAUAACUUGCAUCACAAAGGUCUGAAUACUAGAGCUGUUCAGCGGAUUGCUGUCCUGUUGUCUUAUGACGUGGCACAUGAAAUCCCAUCAUCAUUUUUCAAAAUUCAUGCAACAAAGUUCAAGGAUGUGUUGAUUGCUGUGGCUAUUUCUGGAAACUGGGUACAACUGGAGAUUCUUGUGAACAGAUUCAAACAAACAAAGGGUCAGCACGCAGUGUCAAAGUUUGCAAAAAGCUUGUCACUAGCAGAUCUGGUCGCAGAUCAGUCUCUUGUUGAUAAGGAAUCUGUAAGAAUAAAGCUGAUCAACUUGUUUGUGAAGAAUGGAGCUACUCUUGAUCCAGCAACGUCAGCCUCCACUCUUGAAACUGCUGUGAGGAAUUUAGAAUGGCAGGUUGUAUUGAAACUUCUUGAACUGGGUGCCGAUCCUCGAGGCAUGACUCUAACUGCUGGUGACACUCCAUAUCAUGUUGCAUUGCAUGUGGCUUUGAAGAAUGACCCAGGCAAUUUUUUGCUUCUGGAGAAACUAAAGCAUGUUUAUGAAAACAGCAAGACCAUUUCUCCAUGUUUAGAUGUGUCUUGUCAGGAUAAAGAUGGCAAUACACUUUUACAUAUUGCUGCUCAGGCAAAGUUUAAUCAUCAUUCGUUGCAUGCAGUAGAGUUACUUUGCCAGUGGAAAGUAAAAGCUGACAUUGAAAACAAAGAAGGAAAGCUGGCAAUUCAUUAUAUCCUAAAUGAUAAGGACAGAAGAGCUCAGUACUUGAAAACAGCCUCUAAAGGUUCACUGAUGUCAGCCCCUCACUAUGCAGUAAGCAGCAGCAGUAAAGCAUCAGGUGCAGUUAAAUCAACUGGUACCUCAGCAACAAAUGUAUCACCAGGUACACCAGGAACCAGUGUGUCAGCAGGAGCAAGGCCAAAAGAAUUUCAGCGCACACCUGUUGUUACAUCCAUGUCAUCUGUUCAGCUGGAGAAGGUGAAAAUACAAAACCUUCUGAUGACCUUGCCCAGCUUGAACUAUAACUUUCUGGCAGAGGAUGUCAGCAAAGGGAUACAAAAACAUGGGGAAGGCACACAGGAUUCAGACGAGGACAGCAGUGAUCAGAAUGAUUCUGACAUGGAAAAAACUUCUGGAUUUGGAGCUUCCAGUCAUCCAGAGUUAGCAGAGGGUGUUGAAAACAAGUCAACCACUGAAGAAUUCAGUGUCAGUGCAAAAGCCUUUGAAAGUCUAGAGUGGGAAGUAGAGUGCACAGAGGAUGUGUGGAAUGUGUUGAAAUUUAAAAAAGAGAAAGUGAAAGGUAACAAAAGGGAGGAGAGUACCCAUAAAAACCUGCCCAAAAGAGUAAUGUCGCAGUACUUGAAACAGUUAGUUGUGAAAUACAUUCACCAGCUGGCAACAGGUGACUGGCAACCACAUUUGAAGCAACAAGUUCCAAGUACACCUGUUACACUACAGCUGUUCAAAAUCACAUUACCUCAUGGAGCUUACAUUCUCUGGGAGCUUGCUGUAGCAUUUUCUCCUCGAUUAAAUCAAAGUGCAGACACUUUACUGACACAAGAGACAGUAAGGACAUCUGAAAGGUCUGCUGCUAAGGCACCCCGAAUGUACUCUGAAACUAUUAGAGUAUGGAGCAUCGUGUUGGAGCAAUCAAAGCUGCAGCCUGAUGUUCAGAGGAUCAUCAGUUCACAUGAGAGGGGCAAGAGUUGCAUAAUUCAAAAACGUAUAAGAGCCCUGAAUGUUGGUCAUUUUGACCAGUCUAUUUCACUACGCCUCCCCUUGCUGUAUGUUGAGCAGAACAGUGAUGAAAGACUGCCUGGAGAUUUGCAGCAAGAUGUUCAGCGAUAUCUGUUUCCACCUGCAAGUGCUCACAUGAAUGAAUAUCAUGUUCUGAAGUUUUAUUCCUUUUCAGCCUCCCUUGUGUCCGCUGUGCUGGAUAAAAUUGAUGCAGAUGUUGAUUUUCCAUUUCGAGUGACUGAUAUAGAGGAUGCAAUUAUCUGUUUGAAAGCAUCAUCUCCUUUACUCCUGCUUGGACGUAGUGGUACGGGCAAAACCACAUGUUGCCUUUAUCGAUUGUGGAGUGUAUUUCAGAAUUACUGGAAGGAGGCAGUGAAUGUUGGUACACCCUUACUUCCAAGGCAAAAAUAUCCUGAAAUUAAAGAAAAUGAGGAAGACGAUGGUAAAGCGGCAGCUGACCUCACUGAUGCAGGUCAUGUGACUCAAGAGUAUAACCUCAGAAGCAAAAGAAAUGAAAGUCAGGAGAAAGGUCAUGAGCUUGAAAGUGAUGAUGGAGAUAGUCACAGUGAAAGUCCUGAUGAGGAUGAUGAUGACAAUGACUAUGAUGGUGAAGUUCUGUAUGAUCAUCUUCAUCAGGUCUUUGUUACUAAAAACCCAGUUCUGUGCUUGGAGGUGCAGAAGAGUUUUAUCAAACUCUGCAAUGCAACAGAUCUCAAACAAAGAGGGCAUAUUAACCAUAAUGGAAACCUACCUAAUACUAUUCAGGAUGUGACAGAUUCCACUUUUCCUCUGUUCCUGACUUCAAGACAGUUGUUGUUAAUGUUAGAUGCUUCAGUGGAUGGGGACAGUUUUUUCCCACGCAAUGAGGAUCUGGCAUUGAAAGUGCACAUCCCAGGCUGGGGGACUCAGGAAGACAUUUUUAGUGCCAUACCUUUGGAACAAGAUGAUUUGUUGGACAGUGACAAUGAUGAUGUUGAUUAUAAAGACAAAAGUGUGAAUCUUCCCAAAAAAGUAAAACAUGUGCAUGACCUGGGAAAUCAACCUGAACUCAAAGCAUAUGCUAGACGUGAAUGCACUUAUGAAGAUUUUGCAUACGAAGUCUGGCCUAAAAUAGCGAAAAAGGCAGAGAUUGAUUGUCAUCCAUCCCUUGUGUGGACAGAAAUUAUGUCUUUUAUCAAAGGAUCAUAUGAAUCCCUUUAUACUGAAAAGGGUUAUCUGGACAAAGAGGAAUACAUAAACGUAGGUCGCAAGAGGGCACCCAAUUUUAGUGGAAGCCGAUCACAGGUCUAUGAUGUCUUCUUGAAAUAUAAUAACUACAAACAGCAGCAUUCCCUUUUUGAUGAGGCAGAUCUUGUCUAUAAACUCUACUGCCGGCUUCGGAAGAUGACAUUUCAGCCUUGGAUUAUACAUGAAAUCUAUGUGGAUGAAACCCAAGAUUUCACACAGGCAGAAUUGGCUCUAUUGGUCUCACUGUGUUCAGAACCAAACAAGAUGUUUCUCACAGGGGACACAGCUCAGAGCAUAAUGAGAGGGAUAUCAUUUAGGUUUCAUGAUCUGAGAUCUAUGUUUUACCACACCAAGAAUUCAGCUGACAAAAAGGAGAGGCAUUUAUCAUCCUUAAAGGUUCCAGAGAAGGUUCACCAGCUCACUCAUAAUUACCGCUCACAUACAGGGAUUCUGUCUUUGGCAUCAGCAGUUCUGGAUAUUCUUUUAGAACUGUUCCCAGAUUCGUUUGAUCCUCUUGAGAAAGAUCAGGGCAUGUUUGCAGGUCCCAAGCCAAUCAUUAUAGAAUCCAGUAGUCCAGGAGAUCUUGCUCUGCUUUUGACUGGAAGCAGAAGGAAGACCUCUCACAUAGAAUUUGGAGCUCAUCAAGCUAUCCUGGUUGUCAGUGAAGGAGCUAAAGCUCAACUCCCAGAAGAAUUAGGAAGUGGAAUUGUGUUGACUAUUUUUGAAUCAAAGGGUUUGGAGUUUGAUGAUGUUCUUAUAUACAAUUUCUUCAAAGACUCGCAU